Nasonia vitripennis (jewel wasp) is the source of this 1828-nucleotide messenger RNA. It is a transcript of the gene alien, whose product is annotated as COP9 signalosome complex subunit 2. The coding region runs from base 337 to 1671 and encodes 444 amino acids. The record is from RefSeq and is a predicted model, not a curated record. Lineage: Eukaryota; Metazoa; Arthropoda; Insecta; Hymenoptera; Pteromalidae. Gene Ontology annotation, biological process: protein deneddylation. Gene Ontology annotation, cellular component: COP9 signalosome. The transcript has 9 exons.
GAAAGAUGGCCGCCGUAGCCGCGCUCGGCUGGAGUGCUGUGGACGAGGCCCGACGAGAUUUUAUUCGCGCAUAGUUUGGCACAAAUGUUAUCGCGCUGUUACAAACAUUGUCUAGCGACGCGCCUGGUGAACACUCCUUACCUUUUUUGCCCUCGUCCAUCCGCGAGGGCAGAGGCAGAGAUAUAGCACAGGUGUGGAAAAAAGGAUAAGACUAGGAUAUAUUUGGUCGGCCGCAAUAAAAGGAAAACACAAUUGUCACGGUGCGCAAGGUAGAUCGCAGCUCGGAUUUGCGGAUCUUUCAUUGCUGACUGAUAAGUGUUGCCGGAGUUUGCCGAAAUGUCCGACGGAGAGGAUGACUUUAUGUGCGAGGAAGAGGAGGACUACGGACUGGAGUAUUCGGAAGACUCGAAUUCGGAACCGGAUGUGGAUUUGGAAAACCAAUAUUACAACAGCAAAGCUCUCAAGGAAGACGAUCCCAAGGCAGCUCUGCAGAGUUUUCAAAAGGUUUUGGAUUUGGAAGGAGGUGAUAAGGGAGAAUGGGGCUUCAAAGCUCUCAAACAGAUGAUUAAAAUCAACUUCAAACUUGGUAACUAUAAGGAAAUGAUGACCAGGUACAAACAGUUACUCACAUAUAUCAAAAGUGCAGUGACGAGAAACCACUCGGAAAAGUCGAUCAACUCUAUUCUAGAUUACAUUAGCACAUCGAAAAACAUGGAACUAUUACAAGAUUUUUAUGAAACUACGCUGGAUGCUUUAAAAGAUGCCAAGAAUGAUAGAUUAUGGUUCAAAACCAAUACCAAAUUAGGAAAGUUAUAUUUUGAUAGGUCUGAUUUCAAUAAACUAGCUAAGAUUUUAAAACAACUUCACCAAAGUUGUCAGACUGAUGAUGGCGAGGAUGACUUGAAGAAAGGCACUCAAUUAUUAGAAAUAUAUGCAUUAGAAAUUCAAAUGUAUACGGCACAGAAAAAUAACAAGAAACUUAAAACCCUGUAUGAGCAAAGUCUUCAUAUCAAAAGUGCAAUCCCACAUCCACUUAUUAUGGGAGUAAUAAGAGAAUGUGGAGGAAAAAUGCAUUUAAGAGAAGGAGAAUUCGAAAGAGCACAUACAGACUUUUUUGAAGCUUUUAAAAACUAUGACGAGUCUGGCUCGCCCCGUCGAACUACGUGCCUAAAAUAUUUAGUUCUUGCAAAUAUGCUAAUGAAGUCGGGAAUUAAUCCUUUUGAUUCACAAGAAGCAAAGCCUUACAAAAACGAUCCCGAGAUUUUGGCGAUGACGAAUUUAGUAGUCAGUUACCAAAACAAUGAUAUAAAUCAGUUCGAGUUGAUCUUGAAACAAAACAGGAACAAUAUUAUGGACGAUCCAUUUAUUAGAGAACAUAUUGAAGACUUAUUACGAAACAUCAGAACACAAGUUCUUAUAAAGCUGAUCAAGCCGUACACAAGAAUUCACAUACCCUUUAUAAGCAAAGAACUGAAUAUCGAUGCAUCAGAGGUUGAAAGUCUGUUAGCAUCUUGUAUUUUGGAUAAUACGAUUCGAGGGCGUAUCGAUCAGGUGAAUCAAGUGCUGGAGCUCGAUAGGAAAUCAGUGUGUGCUGCGCGUUAUAAUGCCUUGGAUAAAUGGACUACUCAACUGCAAUCAUUGCACUUAGCUAUUGUGAAUAAAAUGUCGUAAAACAUGGCUGCGAAUAAAAAUUAAGGUAUAAGAUAAGUCGUGUUUGUAAGUACCGAUACAUUAUCGUCUCCGAUACAUGAUUAUAAUAAAGCGCACUACGAUAUUUUCCAUUUGCAGCCAGCCUUCUUUUUAAUUUAACGUGCUCUAAGUAUUCUUA